This is a messenger RNA of Ricinus communis (castor bean), 2538 nucleotides long. Its product is annotated as pentatricopeptide repeat-containing protein At3g21470. Gene Ontology annotation, molecular function: protein binding; RNA binding. The coding region runs from base 267 to 1919 and encodes 550 amino acids. The transcript has a single exon. Lineage: Eukaryota; Viridiplantae; Streptophyta; Magnoliopsida; Malpighiales; Euphorbiaceae. The record is from RefSeq and is a predicted model, not a curated record. Gene Ontology annotation, biological process: RNA modification.
UCAUUACUUGCAAAUCACAAUCAUAAACAACAAUAUGCAUAUGAUAGAAAUAGAAUAUUUUAUGCGAGAAUGUAGGAGAAUUGAGAGGAGUCAAAGGUGGCAGUCUUGGACUAGGUAACCUUUGAUGGAUAGAUAAUGAAUGAUCCAAAAGGGGUAUUGUGGACAAAUACCCUAGAACCAAGAUUGCUAUCUCUUGGGCCAUUGUGAUUGAAACAGCUCAAUUUACCUCCAAUAUGCGGGGUUCAAAACAAGAAAGACUAUGAGACAUGAAAGUUACCCUGCACUAUCCUCAACAACAAAACCACAGCAACCCAAAUCAAAUUUCCUCAAAAAAAAUUUCGAACUUUUGGCAUACAAAUACGAUCUCAAAUCCAUCGGAUUGGUCUUUCAUUAUAAGGAAACACAUCACUCAAGGAUCCCAAAGAGAAGCUUUAGUUUUAUAUAACCAAAUUCGUUGUAAAGGAGCUUAUAUAUUAGGUUUAGUGCCUUUAAUUCUCAAGGCUUGUGCUUGUGUUUCUGAUUUAACAUAUGGGAAAUCUUUGCAUAGUGAGGCAAUCAAGAAAGGUGGGGACUUUGAUAUAGUUAUUGGAACUUCUUUGAUUGACAUGUAUGCAAAAUGUGGGGAUAUAUUUUAUUCACGUAAGAUGUUUGACUAUAUGCCUGAGAGAAAUGUUGUAACAUGGAAUGCGAUGAUUAGUGGAUAUGUUAGGAAUAGAGAUAUGAAAUCAGCGUUAGGUUUAUUUGAGAAGAUGUCAAUAAGAACUAUGGUGACUUGGAUUGAGAUGAUUGAUGGGUUCGCGAGGAAUGGAGAUUUGGUUACUGCCAGGUGUUUGUUUGAUCAGGUACCGCUUGAACAGAAGAAUGUGGUAACAUGGACUGUUAUGGUUGAUGGGUAUGCAAGCAAAGGAAAGAUGGCGGAUGCAAGAAUACUUUUUGAGGAGAUGCCAGAUAGGAAUUAUUUUGUUUGGUCAUCAAUGAUUUCUGGGUAUUGCAAGUUAGGUGAUGUGAAAGAAGCAAGGUGUAUUUUUGAUAGAAUUCCCAUUAGGAACUUGGUAAAUUGGAAUUCUUUGAUUUGUGGAUAUGCACAAAACGGGUUUUGUGAGGAAGCCUUGGAAGCAUUUGAAAAUAUGCAAGCCGAUGGUUUUGAACCUGAUGAAAUAACAGUUGUAGGUGUAUUAUCUGCUUGUGCUCAGUUGGGGCUAUUAGAUGUUGGUAAAGAUGUUCAUCGAAUGGCAUAUAAUAAAGGCAUAAAGCUUAAUCAGUUUAUUAUGAAUGCAUUAGUUGACAUGUACGCAAAAUGUGGGGAUUUAACUACAGCAAGAUCAAUCUUUGAAGGGAUGACCUAUAAGAACAAUGCCUGUUGGAAUGCUAUGAUAUCGGGUUUUGCUAUUCAUGGACAGUGCAAAAAGGCACUUGAGUUUUUCAGGAGGAUGGAAGAGUCGAAUGAGAAACCUGAUGACAUAACAUUUCUGUCUGUUCUUUCAGCUUGUGCACAUGGGGGAUUUAUGGAUGAAGGUCUAGAGAUUUUCUCUAAGAUGGAGAAGUAUCAGUUAGCAGCAAGCAUUAAGCAUUAUGGUUGUGUGGUUGAUCUUCUUGGACGUGCAGGAAGACUACAAGAUGCUUAUAAUUUGAUUAAGAGAAUGCCAAUGAAACCUAACAAUGCGGUUUGGGGUGCUCUGCUUGGAGCUUGUCAUGUUCAUUCAGAUAUGGAUAUGGCAGAACAGGUGAUGGAAGAGGUUAGCAGACGAGAUUGCAGUAUGGAUUCUGGCAAUGAUCUACAUCAUGUUCUACUUUCUAAUAUAUAUGCUGCUUCUGACAGUUGGGAGAAGGCUGAAAGGACGAGGAUCGUUAUGGUGAAUAAAGGGCUUCAGAAGAUUCCUGGAUGCAGUUCAGUUGUGCCUGCCAACGCAGAGCGAUAGUAUCAUGCAUGUACCAUGGUAACUGUCAUCAUUAGGUGGAAGGUUACCAUUUUUUCAGUCAAAGGAAUAAAAUUUUGAAAUAUGUAAUGUAACUGAAAGAUACUGGUCUGAAUGUGAUUCAGCAUCUUGGCAAGGGCUCCAGUAACAUUGUUGCACCAUUGCUCAUCAAUAUGUGCAAUGAAAUGGUAGGAAAUCACCAGAGUAAGUGAUUUGUACUUGCUCUGCCUUCUGAGUAAAUGGGGAUGCCAUGCCACCUUUCCGAAGUGCAAUGGAGGUGAGAAAUCCAAUGUAUAGUAGUGGGCGAAAAGAUGCCAUGGUGCACUGACGCUUUUGGUAUUGCAGGCUCUAGGACGGGCUCAUGUUAGGCAAUUGCUAUUUAGCUUAAAAUGCAGUGCCCGGGAAACAAGACUUACGUUUUAGACUUCUAUGUGUCAAGCUGCAACAAGGAGUUUUUCUCAAAGAUAAUAUCUAUAAUGCAAUUUGACAUCAUUCAAACAUAACUUGAAUGUAUUCUAAUGUAAAUUCAUUUUUGAACUCCACAUCGAAUUUUGUAAAUGUUCUCUGCACGAGGAUAUGGAAUUUGAAUAUAUUUUGCUGUGAAUACAUUCUCCUAUCUGCA